Messenger RNA from Necator americanus (New World hookworm), 414 nucleotides. RefSeq lists its product as uncharacterized. Bases 1 to 414 code for a protein of 137 amino acids. The record is from RefSeq and is a predicted model, not a curated record. NCBI's taxonomy places the organism in Eukaryota, Metazoa, Nematoda, Chromadorea, Rhabditida, Ancylostomatidae. The transcript has a single exon.
AUGACGACAUGUACCCCUGAACGCUUGAAUGGACGCGGCCAUGCAAGCGAUCUGAUGAUGCAAGCCAGGAAGUUCAAGUACGACGUCAUCGGACUGACCGAGACGAGGCGACGACACCCACUGAACGCCGUGUAUGACACUGGAGAAGAGAUAUUCUCUGGAACAUGCGACAGUAAAAGAGUUGGUGGAGUCUGUGUCCUUGUCAACACGAAUAUGGCAAUGAACGUCGACUCUUUCGAACAACUUACGCCCCUUAUAGGACGUCCGCGGAUGCGAAGAUGUGGUUUAAUGCCGGCUUUGAUUAUCUUCGUCGUUUACGCUCCAACAUCAAGCUACGUAGGAGAAGAAGUCGAACCUUUCUAUAUGGAUGUGGAGAAAUUAAAGAAAGAAAGAAGAGAAGAGAAGAGAAAAUAG